This is a messenger RNA of Cygnus olor (mute swan), 1790 nucleotides long. It is a transcript of the gene PRPF4, whose product is annotated as pre-mRNA processing factor 4. Gene Ontology annotation, molecular function: U6 snRNA binding; U4 snRNA binding; protein binding. Bases 68 to 1678 code for a protein of 536 amino acids. Gene Ontology annotation, biological process: mRNA splicing, via spliceosome. Gene Ontology annotation, cellular component: U4/U6 x U5 tri-snRNP complex. Lineage: Eukaryota; Metazoa; Chordata; Aves; Anseriformes; Anatidae. The record is from RefSeq and is a predicted model, not a curated record. The transcript has 14 exons.
CCGCCCCGGCCUCCGCCAGCGCCCGGCCCGCCCCGCCCGGAAGCCGCCGUGAGGCGCGGCCGCCGCCAUGGCUUCCGCGCGGGCACCGGCGGCGAGAGGCGGAGCGCGGCCCCCGGCACGGCCACCUGCACCGCCCGAGGCCACAAAGAGCAAACCAUCCGAAGAGAGCGAUGCGCCGCCCGCCAAGAGAGCGCCCAUCUUCUAUGGCAGCUUGGAGGAGAAGGAGAGGGAGCGUCUGGCGAAAGGAGAAUCGGGUCUGCUGGGGAAAGAAGGGAUGAAAGCUGCGAUCGAGGCUGGCAACAUUAACAUAAGUAGCGGUGAGGUUUUUGAUCUGGAAGAUCAUAUGAGCGAGCGGCAGGCAGAAGUGUUGGCUGAGUUUGAGCGCAGGAAGAGAGCCCGGCAAAUCAACGUGUCCACCGACGACUCUGAAGUGAAAGCCUGCCUGCGAGCACUCGGGGAGCCCAUCACGCUCUUUGGAGAAGGUCCUGCCGAAAGGAGGGAGAGAUUAAGAAAUAUCCUUUCGGUGGUUGGCACAGAUGCGUUAAAAAAGACUAGAAAAGAUGACGACAGGUCAAAAAAAUCCAAAGAAGAGUAUCAGCAAACCUGGUACCAUGAAGGACCACGCAGUCUGAAAACAGCAAGGCUGUGGCUUGCUAACUACUCACUUCCCAGGGCAGUGAAGCGGCUAGAAGAAGCGCGACUGCUCAAAGAGAUUCCAGAAGCAACCAGGACAUCACAGAGACAGGAGCUGCACAAAUCCCUGCGAUCCUUGAAUAACUUCUGCAGUCAGAUUGGAGAUGAUCGCCCACUGUCCUACUGCCACUUCAGCCCCAAUUCCAAAUUCUUGGCUACUGCCUGUUGGAGCGGACUUUGUAAGCUCUGGUCUGUGCCUGACUGCAACCUUGUUCACACCUUGCGAGGACAUAACACCAAUGUAGGAGCAAUAGUCUUCCACCCCAAAGCCACCGUCUCCCUAGACAAGAAGGACGUUAACCUGGCCUCGUGUGCAGCUGAUGGUUCUGUCAAACUCUGGAGCCUUGAAAGUGAUGAGCCAGUGGCAGAUAUUGAAGGUCACAGCAUGAGAGUGGCACGUGUGAUGUGGCACCCCUCUGGGAGGUUCCUGGGUACUACCUGCUAUGAUCACUCGUGGCGCUUGUGGGACUUGGAAGCUCAGGAAGAGAUUCUCCAUCAGGAGGGACACAGCAAAGGGGUCUAUGACAUUGCCUUUCACACGGAUGGGUCUCUUGCUGGGACUGGUGGACUGGAUGCUUUCGGUCGCGUGUGGGACUUGCGCACGGGACGCUGUAUCAUGUUUCUGGAAGGUCACCUGAAGGAGAUCUACGGACUUAAUUUCUCCCCAAAUGGAUACCAUGUCGCAACUGGCAGUGGUGACAAUACUUGCAAGGUAUGGGACCUCCGCCAGAGGAAGUGCAUCUACACCAUUCCUGCCCAUCAGAACCUGGUGACUGGGGUGAAAUUUGAACCCAAUCAUGGCAACUUCCUGCUGACCGGCGCUUACGAUAACACGGCGAAGAUCUGGACUCACCCUGGCUGGUCCCCUCUGAAGACACUGGCGGGCCAUGAGGGAAAGGUGAUGGGACUGGAUAUCUCCCUUGAUGGUCAGCUGAUAGCGACGUGCUCCUACGACAGAACCUUCAAGUUGUGGACAGCAGAGUAGCUCAGGUGCUGAUGGUCAGCUGGGACGGAGAUGUUAAUGGCUUUGAACUAAGACUUGUUUUUUUUUAUAUUAAAUUAAAAAAAAAAAAAGGCUAUUGUAACAUGCAUUACAA